Molecule: messenger RNA, 1302 nt
Organism: Fusarium subglutinans
Lineage: Eukaryota; Fungi; Ascomycota; Sordariomycetes; Hypocreales; Nectriaceae
Product: transporter
Exons: 9
Coding region: 1-1302 (433 amino acids)
Biological process (GO): transmembrane transport
Cellular component (GO): membrane
Molecular function (GO): transmembrane transporter activity
Source: RefSeq, a predicted model, not a curated record
AUGGCAACACUGAGAGAUCCAGGCCCGCAAGGCUACGUGCCCCUGGCCGACGCUUCACCAGAGAGCACUGAGGAUCAUGUAGUUUUUGAGCCAGUCAAAACGUGGAAAGGAUACAUAUGGGAUACAUGGGAGCUACCACAGGAUCAGAGGCGUUUACUGUUCAAGGUCGAUGCCUUCAUCCUGACAUUCGCCUCUCUGGGAUAUUUCCUUAAGAACGUCGAUCAAACCAACAUCAAUAACGCGUUUCUAAGCGGCAUGCAGGAGGACCUGGAGAUGUUUGGAAAUCAGCUUGUGACCAGCUUCUUCGAAUCGGGAUUCUAUCCAGGAAUUCAUUAUAUGCUUGGCUCCUGGUAUACACCUAGGGAGAUUGGCAAGCGAGCCAUGCUGUUCUGGCUGGCUGGCUCGGUUGGAUCCAUGUUUAGUGGUUUUCUUCAGGGAGCUGCGUAUACAAAUCUUAAUGGCGUUCACGGACGUGCAGGCUGGCGUUGGCUGUUCAUCAUCGACGGCCUCAUCACCAUCCCACUGGCAAUAGCCGGGUAUUUCUUCUUUCCUAAUCUGCCGCAAGAUGGAAAGAGAACUUGGUGGACAACUGAAAAAGAACAUGUUUUAUCGGUCAAAAGAAUGCAGGCCAUUGGGCGGGCUGGCAAGCAGCCUUGGACCAAAGAUAAAGUCAAGAAGGUUCUGUCCAGCUGGCACACUUACCAUCUUCCGUUACUGUACAUUCUCUGGAACAAUGGUAACCCUCAAUAUGCUAUGGGCUACUGGCUGAAGAGCUUCAACGACCAGCCUCCUCCAGUCCCUGGGACCUCGUUCACUAUUCCUGAGAUCAACACCUCGAUCUUCCUUGUAAUGGCACUGACAUGGGGCUGGUUGUCAGACGGACCGCUACAAGGCGCUCGCUGGCCGUUCAUUUAUGCCGGAGCCAUACUUAUCAUUAUUUUCAACAUCCUCCUUUUGAACAUGCCACUCUACUCCAAUGUUGAUGGAAGGAAGGUUGUCUACUGGCUUAGUAACAUUGGCCACGGAGCCGGUCCCCUGAUCCUCAGCUGGAUCAAUGAGAUAUGUUCUGCCGACACAGAAAAGCGAGCCCUGAUCGUUGCCAUAGCCAACGACUUGGCGUAUGUCGUGCAGGCAGUUGUAAUUUUGGAGACUGUUUUCAUUCAGUUAUUAUUGUGGCGCGAUCGACGAAAACCUGUGCGGUCUCGUGGUGCUGAGUCUCCGCCUCCACCUAUAUACUCCGAUGAGGAGGAGGGUGAAGGCGGUAAUAAGCCAGGAGAGCCGCACUACUCUCAUACUAAUUAG